UGUUGACGAUGUGCAUUAUGCCAGGAGGAUGGAUUUAAGAGGGCGGAGUGUCAGGUCUUUAUAGCUUGGGUAUAGCUGCAGCGGGGCACAUGGAUACAAGCGGAUACAAAUGCAAAUAAGUAUUUCAUACUGCAUAGUCAGCGGCCACAUGGAGUGCCGAAGUUUGAUAAAAAACGGAUAUAAAACAACAACUAACUGACCGCUAUGUUGUACUGUAUCCGACAUGGAAUUCAUCUUUGUUCCCGCUGUAAAUAACAUAUAUUGGAGUUAGCCGACGCGUGAUUUGAAACAUUUAUUUUUCGAAGGUGACAGGACAUCUGAAGAACUAUAUGAAAACACUUUCUUGUGAAUUUCUAUCACACCGUGAGUCUUUUGCAGCCAAAGUAUAAUUGAUUCUCAGUGAAAUUCUUGAGGUUCGACGAUAAGAGCUAUUAAGCAUCGCCAAGAAACUUCACAUCGGUCUGCAAACGAUGCAGAGGAGACAGGGAUGACAACCUGGUGAAGACAGCGGAUUUAAAAUCCAGUCAUAUAAUCCCUAUGUAAAAAUUGUAUUUUUGUGACAACGGCUUCCAUGGUUAUUUUUCAUGAUCCCAUGUAGCAGAAGAAAACCAAUAGGCUACUAAUACUAUUUUGUUGAUAGGUAACGCUAAAGUCACCGUGCGUUAUUCAGUUAUCUGGAAAGCAAUGUGCAUGUAAACUGCAACUUUUAACAACUAUUUCUACGACUUAAUAUUUACUACAUAUUUCCACGUUUUCAUUUACAUUCUAUAUUCAGAAAUGGUCACCUUUUGCUGAAGGCUGUUCACAUUGGAUUAUAGAAACGGGCAUGACUUUUUGGAACUUAAUAAACUAUCCAUUUGGAUGGUCAGUGGACAUUUGUAAAAAUCCAGAGGUCAGUUUUGAUGCAGCCAAGUCUAUGAUUUGAAUCCCUUUUGACUUAUCCAUUAUCACUAAAUCUAAAUGGAUUUUUUUCAAGAGGCAAACAGAAACAUGUUGCAUCUCCAUGCUCUACAAUCAAUCAUGGUACUUUUAGGGGUAGCAGACUGUCGAGUCUUGGAGGGAUUGCAGAGGUUUUCGUCCAUCCCCACCUACUUGCCUGUCAACUACCAGGUGGUCAACGCAGAGUCUGCCUUCUUCCUGAAGGAGGCCAACCAGGAGUUUAUGAGGAACUCCAGCCUGCUGUCGCGGACAGAGCCCUUCUUCAUUUAUCAGGCCCGCAGCAUGCCCUCAGUAAACGCCAGCUAUGGACCCCUCUCUGUGGAGCAGCCUGUCCCCCCGGAGCUCAUCCAGCACCCUGGAGCCUUUGUGGCGUCCUCCAUGUUCACCUUCAACUGGAAGGUUCAGACCUUCAUCAUUCAGGAAAGGAUCUACCUGGCCAAACCCAGGGUCCAAGUGCUGUUCUAUGUGGCCGGCAGGGACUGGGACGACUACAGCGCCAUCGACAAGCUGCCCUGCGUACGCAUGUUUGCCUUCCAUGAGACCCAGGAGGUGCGUGGCACCUGCCAGCUGAAGGGGGAACUGGGGCUGUGUGUAGCUGAGCUGGAGCCCCUGGCUGGCUGGUUCAGCCCCCCCAGCGUAGUGCCUGGGCGUCAAAGGACCAUAGAGUUGGCCGAGGGAACCACCGUGGAGCUCUACUACAUGUUACAGUCAACAGAGGAAGGGGAGUGCCACUCGGAGGAGGCCCGGAAAGGCAACUCCAUCCGCUCGGAUCAGGAGGGUCUGUUCGGCUCAUCCACCUCCACCCCCAUGAGGAGGAUCGGCAGUGUGCGUCUGUACCAGAUCCCUGCCACUCCUUUCCUGACUGAACACAGGCUGGAUAGUAACUUCCUGGUCAUGGUGCCAGCCAUGCCCAUGAGGCAGAGGGACACUGUCUCUGCCUUCAUCACUGCCUCAGCCUUCUCUCCUGUGGAAAUGUUCACUCUAAGGGUCAAGUUGAAAGAGGGCAUGGUGUUUCUGGGUGCCCGGCCCAGCAACCCCACCCUGUGGAUGGUGAGCCAGGAUGUGAGGAGCGAGGGGCACAGGGUGGUCACCCUCCAUUGCCGCAGGAAAGAGUCCAGCUACGGGCAAAGGUCAGAUGUGGGUUUCCAGAGGGUCCUACAGGUGGAUCUGGAGGUGGACAGCUUCCUGGGUCCACUGGGCAGCCGCUGGAUCACGUGGCAGGUUGAGUACCCGGGCAGCCAUGCCACCAUACAGGAGGCAGAGACAGAGAUCCGGCUUGCCCAGAAAGACCUGGGGGGCAUUGUGCCCCUGGCUAUGGACACAGAGAUCCUGAACACGGCCGUGUUGACAGGGAAGACAGUGGCUGUCCCGGUGAAAGUGGUGACCAUCGGAGCAGACGGCAUGGUCACUGACGUCUCAGAGGCAGUGGACUGUCGCUCCACAGAUGAAGAUGUGGUCAAGGUGUCAGACAGGUGUGACUAUGUGUUUGUGAAUGGGAAGGAGAUGAAGGGCAAGGUGGGGAUGAUGGUGAACUUCACCUACAGCUACCUGAGUGCUCAGCUGGAGAUGAACGUGUGGAUCCCACGGCUGCCCCUCCAGAUCGAGGUAUCUGACACAGAGCUCAGCCAGAUCAAGGGGUGGAGGGUGCCCAUCAUGGCAAGCAGCCAAAGGUCUGCGCGGGACAGUGAUGAUGAGGAUGAUGAAGACCGGAGAGUGAGGAGCUGCACGUUACAGUACCAGAAUGCCAUGGUUCGAGUUUUGACACACUUUGUGGCCGAAUCCACCAACCCACGUGGUCAGCCUGCCUUCAUGCUAGGCAGUGAUUGGCAGGUGGACAUCACUGGGCUGGUGUGGGACUUCCUGAAGGUGGAGAACCCCCAGAUAGCUAAGCUUCAGGACAGACGUAUACUGGUGGGACUGGACAUGGGGAUGACCACCAUCCAGGUGCUGUCCCCCCUGUCUGACUCCAUUCUGGCAGAGAAGACUGUGACGGUGGUAGAUGACAAAGUGACCAUCACAGAACUGGGGGUGCAGUUGGUCACCGGCCUGGCUCUGUCCCUGCAGCUCAGCCCAGGAAGCAACAGGGCCAUCCUCGCCACGGCAACCACACAGGAAGUGCUGCACAGCCCCAAACAGGAGGCCCUGAUCAGCGCGUGGCUACAGUUCAGUGACGGCUCCAUGGCUCCUCUGGACAUGUACAACCCAGACUACUUUGUCCUGACGGCCACGUCUCUGGAUGAGGAGGUGGUGACGGUGCAGCAGGACCCCUCCUGGAAGUGGCCUGUGAUCGUAACCGAGUCAGAGGGCCAGGGCCUGCUGGUCAGGGUGGAGAUGACUGUCUGUGAGCUCUGCCAGAAGUUCAAACGCCGCAGCGUGCUGGCUGCAGGGAACUGCAACGUCAGGGUGAAGUUUGGCCAGAGCGACAGCGGCACCUCCAGGGGCAGUGACUACGGUCCGGAGGGCGAGGAGCUAGAGAACAGGGCCAGCGACCGCAGACAGCAGUCCCCCUCCCAGGACAGGACUGGUCUGGACGGCCACUACUACGGCAGCUCCAUCUCUGACAUGGACAACGGGGUCAUGAGGAGGGUCACCACCACCACGAGUACCAUCGUCCGGAGGCCCAAUGGUGACAAGCUGUCAGAUGAUGGGAACCAGGUCCAGAACAUGCCAGACUUCUCUGAAUUCCCUGCUCAUGUGGACCUCCCUCGCAGCCGCAACAUAGACGAUGAUCUGAUUCAGACAGCCCGGGGCCUCACUGACCUGGAGAUUGGCAUGUACGCCCUGCUGGGGGUCUUCUGCCUGGCCAUCCUGGUCUUCCUCAUCAACUGCAUCUCCUACACCCUCAAGUACCGCCACAAGGAGCUGUCCAUCGAGGGCCAGGAGAGCAUGAACCACGCCCAUGACUGGGUGUGGCUGGGGAACGAGGCGGAGCUGCUGGAGAGUCAAGUUAGUCUGUCCCCCCAGCAGGACGAGCUCACCUCCAUGGUGGACUGCACCGCAGGGUUGGAAGAGGGUAGCCACCUGCUCAACGGGGCUUCUGUCCAUAAGAACGUGCAGGGCCAGGUGCACCGGGCAGCAGACACGGAGGGCUGCACAGCCAAGGACAGCAAAGGAGACUCGCCGACCACAAAGAGGAAGCGUGUGAAGUUCACCACAUUCACUACCAUCCUGCCGGACAAUGGUUGCCCCACUGUCAGCACACUGAGCAUGGGCCACAGCCAGGACAUUAAGUGGGUGUGUCAAGACGUAGAGCUAGGGGACUCCAAGGAGCCCUGGAACUACAUGGAGAGGUUGAAUGACAGUGCUUUAAAAGAGGUGGCGUAGUCUGUGUGCUCAGUGCACUUAUAGCGAACUCACCCUUAUGCCUUUCACAGUGAAGUUGGCCUGGACAGCACCUAAUACUAAACCCUGAGGAGGUUGAAAUCUGGAAAAUGUAUUUAAGGGGACAAAAUAGUAAUGAUACCACACAGGAAUAAUGGCAAAUCAUUAACUUGAAAGAAAUUAGGAUGUCUGUUUAUUUUUUGAUAUUUGUUUCUCUCUUAAUAUCUUCCUACCUUUUUAUCAUUAUUUCAUUAUGGUUAUUUUGUAGGUAGACUUAAAUCAUGUUCCCAGACUAGCUCUGCAUUAUUGACAAAACUAUGAAAUGUUACGCAGAUGAUAUGUAGAUUUAAGAAUGUAACAUGAAUAAAUAUUUAAGAUGUAUAUAAAGUACUCAUAGAAAGGUUUUGGAAGUUUUGUAGCAUUUUGAAUAUUGAUUUCCUAUUCCAUGUCGUUUUUUAUUUAUUCAUUUCUUUAUAAGUGGCUGGCCUCCCAGAAUAGACCAGAGUUAGUCUUCAGAACAUCCUGCAUGUGGUUUGAAAUAAAGGCACAAAUGUUAGGUUCAUCCUCAUCUUUACCAGAAGACACAGAGAAACAGCUAUGUAUAUACUGAACAGUCCUCCUACAAGCCAUUGUAUUGUUGCUCUGUAUAUUGUAUUUUCAUAUCUAUCAUUUAAAGAAUAUUCAACAAUGUAAAGUAUGCGUGUCCACUUCUAUCCACCAACCACAUGGAAAUACAUCAAACAAGCCCACACUAACUUCUCUUUGCUGCCCACUAUCUUCAAUGACUGGAGAUUAGUGCUUUUCCAAGUUAUGUCUUUAUAUAAGCCACACAGUAUAGUUAAUAUGGUGUAGGAGUUGUAAUCGACUACAGUAAUUACCAGUAAUGGAAUCAUUUCACAAAGGCUACAUUUCCUUGGUGAAGAAAACUAUUUACCCAUUAGGCAACUGUAAGUAAUUUGCUGCUCUUCUAUUCUCAGAAUUUAGCCAAACAUACUUAACUCAACUGUAUAUUAGACCAAUCCAUUAA
Messenger RNA from Oncorhynchus keta (chum salmon), 5287 nucleotides. RefSeq names its product transmembrane protein 132C-like. Bases 961 to 4263 code for a protein of 1100 amino acids. The record is from RefSeq and is a predicted model, not a curated record. Lineage: Eukaryota; Metazoa; Chordata; Actinopteri; Salmoniformes; Salmonidae. The transcript is spliced from 9 exons.